AUAAAAGAGAAGAAGAAGAGAAAAACAGACAAGGAAACAGCAACAACAAGAACAAGUGAAGCAGAAGUAAAGCAGAUAGAGACACGAACACAGCAGUGUCUUCUGCCUCUCUUUCUCUCUGUUCCUUUACCUGCUCCUCGUCCUCGUCCUCCCCCACCACCACCACCUCCACCACCACCUCCACCACCACCAACACCAACACCACCAACAACAACAGCAGCAGCAGCAGCAACAAAAUCCAACUCUCAAAUUCAAGAAAGAGAAGAAAGAGGAGGACGAAAAGGGAAAGAAAUAAGACCAGCAAAUGGGAAUUUUAUAUGAUGACGAUGUAGUGGUAAUUAGACAAUCAGAGAAAGAAGGAGACCCUACUGUUAUCACUGUGAAUUGUCCUGACAAGACUGGUCUUGGUUGUGAUUUAUGCCGUAUCAUUCUCUUCUUUGGUCUCAGCAUUGUUAGAGGAGAUGUGUCUACGGAUGGAAAAUGGUGCUACUUAGUGUUUUGGGUGGUUGGCAAAUCAACAACAAGGUGGGGUUUAUUGAAGAAGAGACUAGUAGAGGCAUGUCCUUCAUGUUCCUCAGCUUCUGGGUUGUCUUUUUACCGUUCAGAAUUGCAGCCUCCAAGACCACCUGAUGUUUUUCUGUUGAAGUUAUCUUGUCAAGACAGAAGAGGGCUUUUACAUGAUGUGACCAGUGUGCUUUGUGAGCUUGAACUCACUAUAAAAAAAGUGAAGGUAUCCACGACACCAGAUGGGAGAGUGAUCGACCUAUUCUUCAUUACAGACAACAGGGAGCUCCUGCAUACAAAUAAGAGAAAGGAGGAUACAUGUGAUCACUUAAAAGCUGUUACGGGAAAUUCCAUGAUAAGCUGUGACAUAGAAAUUGUUGGCCCUGAAAUUACUGCAUGUUCAGCGGAAUCUUCAUUUCUUCCAACUGCAAUCACAGAAAACAUUCUCCCCUUGGAAAUGCCAGAUGAACUCCCUAGUUCACUAACUUCCACCAGUGUUUCUGUCAAUAUGGACAACUCGCUGAGUCCAGGUCACACCCUUGUCCAAAUUGUGUGCCAAGAUCACAAAGGUCUUCUUUAUGACAUAAUGAGGACUCUAAAGGAUUAUAAUAUACAGAUUUCAUAUGGGCGCUUUUCCAUGAAUCACGGAAGGGCCUGUGAUAUUGACUUAUUUCUUGUGCAAACCGAUGGGAAGAAAAUAGUUGAUCCUAGAAAGCAGAAAGCAUUGUCCUCUCGUUUGGAGAUGGAACUAGUGCGCCCUCUACGAGUAGCCACUGUUAGCCGUGGUCCUGAUACUGAGCUGCUGGUGGCGAAUCCUGUGGAGUUAUCUGGCAAGGGCCGGCCUCUUGUUUUUCAUGACAUCACUCUUGCUCUGAAGAUGCUUAACACAUGCAUUUUCUCGGCCGAGAUUAGAAGGCGCAUGAUUGGAGAUCGGGAAUUCGAAGUGUACAGAGUCUUACUUGAUGAAGGGGAAGGCUUGGCUGUACCAAGAAGCAAAAUUGAGAAACAAGUUUGGAAGAUGUUAAUGGGUUGGGAGCAAUGAACAAUUCUGGAUAUCCUUCCAUGCAUGGUGAUGGUCUAUUGUGCAGUGUACUUCCCCUGCUAAUGACUUUUAUGCACUGUAAAUCAUGGGCUAUAUCUCAUUGAAAGUUUAUGUUGUUGCACAUCAAUAUUUGCAGCUCCUGUAACGCUAACUAAACGACAUGAACUAGUUGGCAGGAGAUAGGAAGAGUGAAGGUGACAUGGUAUUAUACGCUUGCUUGAAAUUGUCGCAGACAAAAAUAUGGAGCCAUGCCAUUACCAAUUUGGCAUGCAUGAAGCGUUUCUGAUGGUGGAUGCUUGCUGUAACUCGGAUUCCUCCUUCACAGCUUGCUCAGUUCAAAACCAUUACCAGUACUCUUUUAGAGUCCCCUCUGUACAUAAACUGUAUGUAGAACAUGUAGUUUUGAAGUCUGUUGUGCCAAUAGAAGGAGCAGUACAGAAUCUCUCCAUGUCAAACUAAUAACAUAUCAGUUGCACAGCACAUUCUUGUAUAUUAAUCUCCUAUGUAUUGCUGCUUCCUCUUCCAUUGGCCAAUGUGUGCACAAGCUCUUUUAGCA
Populus trichocarpa (black cottonwood) is the source of this 2102-nucleotide messenger RNA. Its product is annotated as ACT domain-containing protein ACR10. The transcript has 6 exons. The record is from RefSeq and is a predicted model, not a curated record. The coding region runs from base 305 to 1546 and encodes 413 amino acids. Lineage: Eukaryota; Viridiplantae; Streptophyta; Magnoliopsida; Malpighiales; Salicaceae.